AUGGAUCUUGCCAUAUCUGCAGUAACAGGUGAACUCGUGAGCCGAUUCAUCUCCUUACUAGCCCACAGGUACCACAAAAGCCGGGAAUCCUCAGAAGAGAAGCAGAUAGAGAGGCUUCAGCAGCUGCUCCCAAGAGCUCACAUGGUCGUCGAGGAGGCGGAUGGGCGAUACAUCACCAACUCCGGGAUGCUGGCACAGCUCAAGGUGCUCGCGGACGCCAUGUACCGAGGCUACUGGGCGUUGGGUGCGUCCAAAUAUAUGUCCCUUGAGCUUGAGGAGACUCCCAUGGAGGAGGAGGAGAAGGUUAGCAACUCAUCUGCUCUCAAACGUUUUCGCACAGUUCAUGGCAGGGCUAGAAACAAGAACAAGGCCUGGCACCUACUGGAGCUGCGAGGAGCAUCGGAAAUCUUGGAGAAUGUUCUUGCUAACAUGACAGAGUUUCUUGUGAUUUUGGGUGGGUGCGACCAUGUUAUGCCACGCAGACCAUACGAUGUGUAUCUUUACAACGACAACAUCAUGUUUGGACGCCACGCCGAGAAGCAAAAGCUCCUCAACUUCAUGCUGCUGCAGCAUGACUCUCCCACUAGUGAUGGGGAUUUGCCGGCUGUUCUUCCGAUCAUCGGUGGUCGUUUAGUCGGGAAGAGAACUCUGGUCGCCCAUGUAUGCAAGGAUGACAGGGUUCGUGCACACUUCUCUUCGAUUCUGCGCUUGAAUGGCGAUAUUUCCUUGUCUGGAAUCGCUGACCUUGGCAGCAGUCUCUUGUCAGGGAAGAAGAUUUUGAUAAUCGUUGAGCUUUACUCUGAUGUCAGCAAGGAGAACUGGGCCAAGUUCUAUUCAUCCGUUGCGAGCUUGGGUAGAGGAAGCAAGGUGAUCAUCCUAAGCCGGCAUAGAAACUCAGAGCUACUAGGAACCGUCAAGCCAAUUCUUCUCAGCGCCCUUUCAUACGAGGAGUUCAGCUACCUGUUCAAGACACUCGCAUUCGGCAGCGCGAGCCCAGCGGAACAUCCACGGCUAGCAAAGAUAGCGGACGAGUUCGCGGAGGAGUUGCAUUCCGAAUGGGACCUUAGCAAGACAAACAUGUUCGCGGACGUAUUGCAAAGGAAGCUGGAUUUCCGUUUCUGGUUGGGAAUGUUGAGCAGGCUCAGAAGAGUAGUCCGGAGGAAUGUGUCCUUGUUUGGGGAGCACCCGAGGUUGCUUAUCCGAACACCGCAUCAGUUGGAUUUCUCAGAUGUUGUGUUGUAUCCUGCUGCACCACUUGGCUUGGUAUGUUGCUGUAUUCCUGGCAGCAGCAGAACUGAAUUAGUUGCUGCGAGAAAGGAAUUGCCCAAGGUGGCGCUUGGGGAUUUGCUGAUUGCGCUCCAGAUGUGGCCCAAGAUAGUCCUUGGUUAG
Brachypodium distachyon (stiff brome) is the source of this 1389-nucleotide messenger RNA. Its product is annotated as putative disease resistance protein RGA4. The record is from RefSeq and is a predicted model, not a curated record. The transcript has 2 exons. The coding region runs from base 1 to 1389 and encodes 462 amino acids. NCBI's taxonomy places the organism in Eukaryota, Viridiplantae, Streptophyta, Magnoliopsida, Poales, Poaceae.